AUGCCGAUACGCAUCACCAUCUCCAACAACGCCAAGCAGUCGCAGAAGGCUGUCCUCAUCCUACCGUUAGCCUCACUUGACCCCGCGGCGCCGGAUUCUUAUCGUGCGCUUGUACUCAAGGCCGCGCAGAACAAAUUACAGAUCAGGAAGGCUAGCCGGAUCUUCGUCGGCGGCACAGGACAAGAGCUUUGCACGGAGGAUGAGUGGAAAAGUGCGCUGAGGGACGAUGUAACGCUGCUCAUUUCGAAGGGGGAGGAGUACGUUGGGCUAAGGAAGGAGGUUGCGCAAGGCGGCAGCGAUGAUGGCAUACCGAACCUCGAUUGCACGGUCAAUAUCCUCGCGCACGCCGCAUCCGUCGACUCUCUCUCAGUAACUCAGGUCGAGACCACCGCGCGAACCUUGCCCGGCCUCAUCCAUGCUGUCGGACAGCCGGACCUCCAUCCCGGCACCAAGUUCCCCAUCGGCGCGGUCUUCGUCUCCAAGGGAUGGAUACACCCACCGCUCAUCGGCGGCGAUAUCGGGUGCGGCAUGGCAUGGUACAAAACGAAGCUGAACCGCAACCAGGUCGACGGAGACAAGGGGCGGAAAGUUGCCGAGAAGCUGCGGGGGCUGGAAGGCGCGUGGCGGUCGCAGCAAGAGCGGGAGGUCUGGUUGGCGGACGGGAAGGAGGAGUAUUCAGCGGGUCCGGAGUGGGAUGCUGCACUCGGUACCAUUGGAGCUGGAAACCACUUCGCGGAGAUCCAGGUUGUGGAGGACGCUGUAGCAGCCGAGACCGGACUUUGUCCUAACGAUGUGGUGUUGCUUGUCCACUCUGGCUCGCGCGGAUAUGGCGGAAACGUGUUGAAGCAAUACGUCUCGGACACGAGCCCGAGCCUCAGAGAGGACGCCGUGAAAGCGAAGGACUACAUGAAAGAGCACGAUCGGGCUUGCAACUGGGCGAAGGCGAAUAGGGACCUGAUCGCGCUCCGCUUCUUGUCGUGUCUCGAACCCGGCGAGGAGACAUGGGGGCUAGGGCGGAACACAGAUGAGCAAAACUCAACCGACUUCGAUAAACUGGUCGCCCGAACAAAAGCCAAGCUGCGCGAACGCAAAGUAGUCGAUAUAUGGCACAACAACGUGGAGCGCAUUCGCUGGCCUCCACGGCCGCCACCAGCCAUUGAGUCGUCACCAGAAGAAAUAGCAGACCGCACGGAAUCGCUGUCCCUUGAUGAGGGCGCUGCAUACGCCUAUGUUCACCGCAAAGGCGCAGCGCCUACAUACGAUCCUCAGACGAACAAGCCGCUCACUAUUCUACCCUUGCCCGGUUCACGCGGCACGCCAACAAUAAUGCUCCGGCCCGUGUUCUCACAAGCCACGCAGUAUGGCUACAAGAAUGCUCUUUCGCUCGCUCACGGCGCCGGGCGAGCCAUGUCGCGCACUAAGGCCCUCACGUCAAUCAACCAGAAGUACGCAGGCGACUCCGCGUCGCUCUUGCAGCCGAACGCUUCAUCGCAAGCACAUGUGAAGGACGGAAAGAAUGUACGCGGCGGCACGUGGGUGAUCUGUGACGAGAAGGAUCUGGUGUGGGAAGAGGCGCCGGAGGCAUACAAGGACGUGUAUGCGGUGGCUGAGGAUCUGGUUAGGGAGGGGGUUGCAGAGGUGAUAGGAUGGUGCAGGCCGAGGGUCAGCUACAAAGUCAGGAAUGGGGGAAGGUAG
This is a messenger RNA of Coniosporium apollinis CBS 100218, 1695 nucleotides long. RefSeq lists its product as uncharacterized. Gene Ontology annotation, molecular function: RNA ligase (ATP) activity. The record is from RefSeq and is a predicted model, not a curated record. The transcript is spliced from 2 exons. Lineage: Eukaryota; Fungi; Ascomycota; Dothideomycetes. Gene Ontology annotation, biological process: RNA processing. Bases 1 to 1695 code for a protein of 564 amino acids.